Molecule: messenger RNA, 1668 nt
Organism: Capsicum annuum
Lineage: Eukaryota; Viridiplantae; Streptophyta; Magnoliopsida; Solanales; Solanaceae
Product: WAT1-related protein At1g25270
Exons: 8
Coding region: 250-1431 (393 amino acids)
Cellular component (GO): plasma membrane
Molecular function (GO): transmembrane transporter activity
Source: RefSeq, a predicted model, not a curated record
CACGUGGAUACUUGCAAUGUGUCAUCUCUCUUCCUUUCAACAAUUCACUCUCAUCUCUUCUCUUCCUUAUUUAUGUUUCCAAACCAAAAUCCAGCUAGCUCUCCUGUCUUCUUUCGUAUUCAUUUCACGCAUACACACUAGAUAUAUAGUCUUUAACUACAAGUCUUAUUUUUCCUCACUCACCCAAAAAAAGAAAAAAAAAAGGGGUCAUAUUCUUUGUAUAGUUUUAGGGGUGAGAAUAUAUAUAAAAUGGGAAAGAUAUCUGACAAGGUGCAUGGUUUAAAGACAGUAAUAAUGAUGGUGUUUAUUCAAGCAGCUUAUGCUGGAAUGAGUUUGUUGUACAAAUUGGCAUCAAAUGAUGGAAUGAAUUUGAGGGUUUUAAUUGCUUAUCGCUUCCUCUUUGCUGCCGCUACUGUUGUUCCUUUAGCCCUUUACUUUGACAGAAAGAGUAGGCCAAAAAUGACAUGGAUGGUAAUGCUGCUUGCGUUUCUUUCUGCACUCUUUGGGGGUUCAAUGCCACAAAAUUUGUAUGCAGAAAGUUUAGUCCUGACUUCAGCAACUUUUGCUACAGCUAUGAUUAAUCUCAUUCCUGGCAUCACUUUCGUUGUAGCCAUACUCUUCAGGUUGGAGAAGUUGGGUUUGAAGACAAGGGCAGGUCAAGCAAAGGUGUUGGGAGCAUUAAUUGGAAUAGGUGGGGCUAUGCUUCUCACUUUCUACAAAGGCUUGGAAAUUAAAACUUGGUCAAUCAAAAUUAACUUUAGAGGACACAUGGCACCCUCUCAGCAACACCAAAAACCAUAUGCUCACAUUUUGGGUCCUAUUUUGGCUAUUUGUAGUUGCUUUUCCACAGCAUUUUCCCUCAUUUUUCAGGCCAAGAUGAGUGAGUUGUACCCUUGUCAUUUUUCUAGCACUGCCUUAAUCUCCAUUAUGGGAGCACUUCAAGCUGGAGGUUUUGCCCUUUCUACUGAAAGAGAUUGGAGCCAAUGGAAAUUAGGAUGGAACCUUAGGCUGCUUGUUGUAGUCUAUGCGGGGGUAGUGGCUUCUGGAAUAACCAUCAUCUUCUUGAUGUUCUGUGUAAGAAUGAGAGGUCCACUGUUCGUGUCUAUUUUCACCCCUUUAAUGCUUGUAUGUGUUGCCAUUGGUGGUUCUUUAUUUUUCAACGAGAAACUACACUUGGGAAGUGUGAUGGGAGCAACGAUAAUAAUAUGUGGAUUGUACAUGGUGUUAUGGGGGAAGAACCAAGAAAUUAAAAGCACUUCCAAAUUGACCCCUUCAACGAAGUAUGAAGAAUCUGACCAAGAUGAUCAUAUUGUCCCUAGCAAUGUCAUUGGAAUUGCUCCAAAUUUUCAUCCUAUCAAUGAAAUGGUACAACUAUCUAGCCAAGUUAUAAUAAAGGAAAAGGAAUCUAUUAAUCUUGAUUCAAAGGUUUAGAAUUUACCUUCGUGAUGAUAACUUCAGCUAUACGCAUCAUCAAUGUUAUUAUGUAUUUGAUAAGGGCUUAUAGGAUGAUCGUGCAACUCUUAUGGAGGUUUUAAUCAAUUGAAAAGUAUGAACGAGACUAAGGGAGGUUUAUGUUAAGGUAAAAUUGGCUUAUUUGGAGAGAAAAGGUUGAUUGCUUCUAUGUUUGUCAAUGCAAUAUUAGCACUAAUGAUAACUGACUUUGCUGCA